Messenger RNA from Leopardus geoffroyi (Geoffroy's cat), 1040 nucleotides. RefSeq names its product EEF1A lysine methyltransferase 3 (gene EEF1AKMT3). Gene Ontology annotation, cellular component: cytosol; cytoplasm. The record is from RefSeq and is a predicted model, not a curated record. Gene Ontology annotation, molecular function: protein-lysine N-methyltransferase activity. The transcript has 3 exons. Gene Ontology annotation, biological process: peptidyl-lysine methylation. Lineage: Eukaryota; Metazoa; Chordata; Mammalia; Carnivora; Felidae. Bases 287 to 967 code for a protein of 226 amino acids.
UCGCUCCACCGCCCCCACCCCGUACCCGGGUCUCGGACCAGUCCGCCAGGGCCUGCCCCCCGUGGUUCGACGUGGGCCCCGUCGGGUGUCUGCUGGGGACCGGAGCGGGAGGGGCAGCUCCUCAUCCCACCUCCAGGAAGUCAAAGUGCAGGAGGGAGGGCGGACUCGGGGAGGCGGGGCUCGGUGCCACGGAGAAGCCGAGUGGACCCGCAGCCCCCCACCCCUACCCCGCCUCAAAUCCGGGAUCCCAGAGCUGGACGCGGUGUCCGCGCGCUCUCUCGGCCAGAUGGCGGACCCCCGCGCAGAUCCUGAAUCAGAGUCCGAAUCCGUGUUCCCGCGGGAGGUGGGGCUCUUUGCCGACUCUUACUCGGAGAAGAGCAGGUUCUCUUUCUGUGGGCACGUGCUGAGCAUCACACAGAACUUCGGCUCCCGCCUUGGAGUGGCCGCGCGAGUGUGGGACGCGGCUCUGAGCCUGUGCAACUAUUUCGAAAGUCAAAAUGUGGAUUUCCGAGGCAAGAAAGUGAUCGAACUGGGCGCGGGGACGGGCAUCGUGGGGAUCUUGGCUGCGCUGCAGGGGGGGGAUGUUACCAUCACUGACCUGCCCCUGGCCCUAGAGCAGAUCCGGGGCAACGUCCAGGCCAAUGUGCCGGCUGGAGGCCGGGCCCAGGUCCGCGCCUUGUCCUGGGGGAUUGACCAGCAUGUCUUCCCCGGAGACUAUGACCUGGUGCUGGGGGCCGAUAUCGUGUACCUGGAGCCCACCUUCCCGCUGCUGCUGGGCACACUUCAGCACCUAUGCGGGCCCCAUGGCACCAUCUAUCUGGCCUCCAAGAUGAGAGAGGAGCACGGGACAGAGAGCUUCUUUCAGCAUCUCCUCCCCCAGCAUUUCCAACUGGAGCUGGCCCAGCGGGAUGAGGAUGAAAAUGUCAACAUCUAUAGGGCCAGGCACAGGGAACCAAGACCUGCUUGACAUCACCCUUCUGUUCCUCUGAACCCCUUGUCCUAAGAAAGAAACUGCCAUAUCUCCAAAGCCAUAAACACAA